ACUCGAUUAGGAAAUAUGCUGAAGGGUCUGGUCGGACUGGUGACGGGGGGCGGGUCGGGGCUCGGGCUGGCCACGGCCGAGCUGCUGCUGCAGCAGGGCGGUCGCGUGGUCAUCUGCGACCUGCCCACCAGCGACGGCCGCGACGCCGCCAAGCGGCUGGGCGAGAACGCCGCCUUCGUUCCCGUCGACGUGACCUCGGAGACUGACGUGAAGACAGCACUGCAGAGCACCAAGGACCGCUUCGGGCGCCUCGAUGUGGCUGUCAACUGCGCCGGCGUUGCCAGCGCGCAACGGAUCUACAACUUCAAGAAGGACCAGCCAUUCGACCUCAAAACAUUCCAGAAAACCGUUGAGGUGAAUCUGGUGGGCACGUUCAACGUGAUCCGGCUGGCGGCCGGUAUGAUCGGCAAGAACGCGCCCGACGCGGACGGCCAGCGCGGCGUCAUCGUCAACACCGCCAGCGUGGCCGCCUUCGACGGACAGAUCGGGCAGGCAGCGUACUCGGCGUCUAAGGCGGGCGUGGUGGGCAUGACCCUGCCCAUCGCCAGAGACCUGGCCAAGCAGGGGAUCCGCGUCGUUACUAUUGCCCCAGGGUUGUUCCGGACUCCAAUGAUGAAGCAGAUGCCAGAGCCUGCGAUCAAGGCGCUGGAGGCGCAGGUCCCGUUCCCACCGCGCCUGGGCUUGCCCAGCGAGUUCGCGCAGCUCGUCGAGGCCAUCAUACGGAACCCCAUGCUCAACGGCGAGACGAUACGGCUCGAUGGCGCUAUCCGGAUGCAACCUUAAACUCCCUCUUACCAGAAGUCGCCCGGAUACUUACUGAAAAUUGCAAUAUUUCAUAUG
Molecule: messenger RNA, 840 nt
Organism: Cydia fagiglandana
Lineage: Eukaryota; Metazoa; Arthropoda; Insecta; Lepidoptera; Tortricidae
Gene: scu
Product: 3-hydroxyacyl-CoA dehydrogenase type-2
Exons: 6
Coding region: 16-783 (255 amino acids)
Biological process (GO): androgen metabolic process; fatty acid metabolic process; estrogen metabolic process
Cellular component (GO): mitochondrion
Molecular function (GO): estradiol 17-beta-dehydrogenase [NAD(P)+] activity
Source: RefSeq, a predicted model, not a curated record